Molecule: messenger RNA, 2417 nt
Organism: Magnolia sinica
Lineage: Eukaryota; Viridiplantae; Streptophyta; Magnoliopsida; Magnoliales; Magnoliaceae
Exons: 17
Coding region: 691-2019 (442 amino acids)
Source: RefSeq, a predicted model, not a curated record
ACGUGUGGUGCGAUUGUGUUUGGCGCCUGAAGCGGGGCGCAUAGUAGUUAGCAAUCUCUAGUCGUCUGCCGAAAACUAGCUACACGUCGACGAAAGAACGCAUGCACUUCCACUCUUAAAAAAGAGAUCAUUCGCAUUCCUACGCCUGUAGCUCUCUCUCUCUCUCUUCGAAGGAGUCGCCGGACUUCAGACGAAAUCACUUCUCAGAAACCGUCACGCGUUGAAACCAUUCCGAUUUCUAUCAUUUUCUCCGUCUUCUCGGGGGAAGGAAACCAAAAUAUCGGAUAAUUCCAGUCGAAAUCUCGACGACGAAAUUUCUCCGGCUUGUUUUGGACGGAAAAAACGACGGACUUUCCGACAGGAAUUUCAUAUUCCGGCGUUUUUACCGGAAAGUAGCUACGAUUUGAACUAUCGGUGCUGGGAAAGAUCUGGUUUUACAGCAGAAAUCUGACAUUUCCGGCGCGUUUAGCUCCUUCCUUCGCCUGAAGUCGGCAGAGGCCUUCUUGAGAGGAGUAAAAGGCCAACGGUGUGGUUGGGCAUCGCCAACGUGAAUGGUUGACUGCUACAAUAAAGCUCCUCUGUUGGGUAAUCCUACCCAUCAGAUUCUAGGCCUGCAAUGGCAAAAGGCGCCAAUAUCAGUUACUAGUGAUUAUUUGGAAUAACAUGGAAAAGAGAUAGAUAAAUAGACGCAUGUAUCCGAUGAAGGCCAUAAGAUUGUGGCAAUCACUGUCAAGAAGCAGCACAUUCUCAUCGGAUGGGCAAAGAAUGCAGGCAAUCCAUGGCGUUAAGAUGAGAUUGCUGCAGUUCAUGGGAAUUUUAUGUACAGUCAUGUUUUACAUUGUAUAUAGGACCACAAAAUGUCAGUAUCAGCAUGCAAAGAUGGAAGCGAGAUUACAUCCCUUUGACUCAGUAAUGGUGAACCCUGAAUCUCAUUUUCAGAUGGAAGCGAGAUUGCAUCCCUUUGAUCCUUUUUUUGGCCCAUUUGCUCUGCUUCAGGAAUCUCAUGAAACUUCUGUUAAGGUGGAUCAUUUACCUCGUGGAAUAGUUGAAGCAAGUUCUGAUAUGGAAUUAAAGCCUCUAUGGUUGACAAGGGGUGCAAAGUUAAAGGAUAGUGACCAGAUUCAUCAGAACCUAUUGGCAAUUCCUGCUGGUAUUAAACAAAAACAAAAUGUGGAUGCCAUUGUUCAGAAGUUUUUUUCAGAGAAUUUUACAGUUAUUCUCUUCCACUACGAUGGUAAUGUGGAUGGUUGGCAUGAUUUCCACUGGAGUAACAAGGCAUUACAUAUAGUUGCUCGUAACCAAACCAAAUGGUGGUUUGCAAAGCGUUUUCUACAUCCAGAUGUUGUAUCUACUUAUGAUUAUAUAUUCAUUUGGGAUGAAGAUUUGGGAGUAGAGAAUUUCCACCCAGGAAGGUACUUGAAAAUUAUGCAAUCAGAAGGAUUGGAGAUAUCUCAACCAGCUUUAGACCCAAAUUCAUCAGAAAUACAUCACAGUAUCACUCUCCGCAAGAAGAGGAGGAAGGUUCAUAGAAGAAUCUAUGAUAAGCGAGGGAGUGUAAGAUGUUCAGAAGCCAGUCAGGAACCCCCAUGCACAGGAUGGGUGGAGGGGAUGGCACCAGUAUUUUCAAGAGCUGCUUGGCGGUGUGCCUGGCAUCUUAUUCAGAAUGAUCUCAUACAUGGAUGGGGAAUGGAUAUGAAACUUGGUUAUUGCGCUCAGGGUGACCGGAGAAAGAAGGUGGGCGUCAUUGAUAGUGAAUUUAUCUUCCAUCAAGGAAUACAGACUUUGGGUGGAUCAUCAGGAAAAAAGGCAUCCAAAGUCAUACAGCCUUCUGUAGACACUGCACAGAGACUACGCAGGCCAGCACUCGACUUGCGCUCAGAGAUCCGGAAGCAGUCGGCAUCUGAGCUGGGGAUUUUCCAGAAGCGGUGGGACCGGGCUGCCAGUGAAGACAAGGACUGGGUCGAUCCGUUCCGAGGCCGCACCAAAGGAAGUCAAAGCCAGACGCACAACCUUCUCUGAUAUCCAACAAGUUGGUUGUAUUAUAUUUCCUCUAUUUGUAUCAAUCCUACUAGUAAAUUUCCUUUCCUUCUGUAGCUUAUACCAUGUAAUUAGCUUAUAAAUAUGUUAUCAAAUUCAUAAAAAAUGCUCCAAUGAUGUCAGAGGGCUGUAAGUCAUAGUUCCUCCUAGUUGCAUUGGGACACUAAGUCCAAUACACUGAUCCAGAACCGUUCAUUAUAUCCAACACACAUUUCAUAGGCGACCAUGACAACGUCACAGUAAUGUGACAAAUAUUAACUAUUUGAUUGAUGGACUCUAAUAUGGACGGUCAGAAUUGUCUACACAAAAAUAGGUCCAAUCAACAAUUUGAUCUAUGUAAUUGUCUACACAAAAAUAGGUCCAGUCACCAAAAAGAAAAA